AUGGCUUCACGAAUAUCAAUAAAAACCCAAUUUUUAUUGUUUUGUUCAUUUUCUUUACCAUUAUUAGCAUCAGCUGCCACGACGGAUACACCAACAACAUGUUAUGUUAUAAAUGGACAACAUAAUGCCAAUGCAGGAUAUAGAUGUGAUAAUUCAACCACGGGUCAUAGUUCAUGUUGUGCAGCUGGUGCUAUAUGUUUUUCAAAUGGUGUUUGUCAACAAGCAAAUGGAAAUGUUCAGGAUUAUUUAAGAGUUGGAUGUACAGAUCCUACAUGGAAAGAUCCAGCCUGUUUAAAUCAAUGUACUAGUUAUGCUAGAAGUUCAACUGCUGGCAUAAGAUUUUGUAAUGGAGCUAUAACAUCAACAACAGAAUAUUGUUGUGAUACUGGUGCCAACGGUGUAGGGAGUUUCGCUUGUUGCCAUGAUGACUCAGAUAUAUUCAACAUCUCGCCCGUAGCCAAACUUCUCGCUCAAGUUCCCCUCGACUACACCUCAUCAUCUUCAUCAUCCACAUCAUCCAUAUCAUCCACAACUUCUGCUUCUUCUACAUCUGUUACAUCUUCCGCAGCUACUUCAUCGGUAUCAACCACCACCACAUCCAGUUCAAGCACAGCAGCAACCUCCGAGUCAGCCGUCUCCCAGACAUCCACCGCCCCUCUACCAACCACAACCGCAUCUUCUUCCAAUCACGCUGUCGCCAUCGGUGCCGGCAUCGCUAUCCCCUGUGGUAUACUUGCUAUCGCGGGUCUUGGGUGGCUUUUAUGGAGAAAAAGACGCGCUUCAAAGCAACAGGCUAAUCAAAUUCCUGAGGAUGAAGCAGGAUUUCCCGGGCAAGAGUAUCAAAAUCUAAAUCAGAAUUCACAAGGAUAUCAGCCUGCAGGAGGAGCUUUUAUGCAAAACCAACACGAAGUGGCUGGGCGUGGAGAACAUACUCCAAGUGAAAUUGGAACUGAAUAUCCACGGGGAAAUUUGGGAGAGGCGGGUGGAAUCGGGAUGGCGGAUAAGAAGGGGUAUUAUGCACCGCAGCCGAGCGAGAUGGAACAGCCGAGAACGGUGCAUGAGAUGGAUGGGGGACAUUUCGGGAGGAGGUAA
Botrytis sinoallii is the source of this 1092-nucleotide messenger RNA. RefSeq lists its product as uncharacterized. The transcript has 3 exons. Bases 1 to 1092 code for a protein of 363 amino acids. NCBI's taxonomy places the organism in Eukaryota, Fungi, Ascomycota, Leotiomycetes, Helotiales, Sclerotiniaceae. The record is from RefSeq and is a predicted model, not a curated record.